AUGCGAUUAAAAAGUCAACUGUCAGACAAAAUGGACGUCAACCAGGCAAAACAAGAACAUCUACUUGCGCUGAAGGUGAUGCGACUAACGAAACCCACACUUUUCACUAAUAUGCCAGUGACCUGUGAAGACAGAGACCUUCCAGGUGAUUUGUUUGGUCGGCUCAUGAGGGAGGACCCGUCUACAAUAAAAGGAGCAGAGACCCUGAUGCUUGGGGAGAUGCUUACACUUCCACAGAACUUUGGGAAUAUUUUCCUGGGAGAGACCUUCUCAAGUUACAUCAGUGUUCACAAUGACAGCAAUCAAGUGGUGAAAGAUAUUCUAGUAAAGGCGGACCUCCAGACCAGCUCACAGAGGUUAAACCUGUCUGCGUCAAACUCGGCCGUGGCAGAGCUCAAACCAGAGUGCUGCAUCGACGAUGUCAUUCAUCAUGAGGUCAAAGAGAUCGGAACACACAUUUUGGUUUGUGCUGUCAGCUACACCACUCAGACUGGGGACAAACUCUACUUCAGAAAGUUUUUCAAAUUUCAGGUUCUCAAGCCUCUAGAUGUCAAGACCAAAUUCUACAAUGCAGAGAGUGACCUCAGUUCUGUGACAGAUGAAGUUUUCUUGGAGGCACAAAUCCAGAACAUCACCACUUCACCUAUGUUUAUGGAAAAAGUGUCACUCGAACCAUCCAUGAUGUACAACGUGACCGAACUCAACUCCAUCACCUCAGAGGAAAAUUGUGAGUCUACCUUUGGAAAGAUGUCCUAUCUGCAGCCUAUGGACACACGGCAAUACCUAUACUGCCUGAAGCCCAAGCCAGAGUUUGCAGAGAAAGCUGGGGUCAUUAAAGGUGUUACUGUAAUAGGCAAGCUGGAUAUUGUGUGGAAGACCAAUCUUGGGGAGAGAGGACGGCUUCAGACCAGCCAGCUGCAGAGAAUGGCUCCUGGUUAUGGAGAUGUCCGGCUCUCUCUUGAGCUUGUUCCAGAAACGGUGAACAUUGAGGAGCCUUUCGACAUCACCUGUAAAAUAACAAACUGCAGUGAACGCACAAUGGACUUGUUGUUGGAGAUGUGCAAUACCAGGUCAGUGCACUGGUGUGGUGUUUCAGGAAGACAGUUGGGAAAACUCGGCCCCAGUGCAUCACUCUCCAUCCCCCUGAAGCUGCUUUCCUCUGUGCAGGGCUUACAGAGCAUUUCUGGAUUGAGGCUCACUGACACCUUUCUGAAACGAACCUAUGAGUACGAUGAUAUUGCACAAGUGUGUGUGGUGUCUCCUUACCUGAGCCCAGAGAUCUGAGGCUUCUCUCUGAUCCUGCACUAUGAAACUUUAUAUUGAAGGACCAACCUCAUUACCACUUUUUACACCAUGAGCUGAUCAUGUUUUAGAAUGUUAUUUUAAAGCCCUUAACGUGAUUUUAAGUGUCUUUACAUGUCAAUAAAAGCUCAUUUAAA
Trichomycterus rosablanca is the source of this 1439-nucleotide messenger RNA. It is a transcript of the gene trappc13, whose product is annotated as trafficking protein particle complex subunit 13. The record is from RefSeq and is a predicted model, not a curated record. NCBI's taxonomy places the organism in Eukaryota, Metazoa, Chordata, Actinopteri, Siluriformes, Trichomycteridae. The transcript is spliced from 13 exons. The coding region runs from base 1 to 1284 and encodes 427 amino acids. Gene Ontology annotation, cellular component: TRAPPIII protein complex.